AUGGAUUCUGGUGACCAAGAAGAUUACAACAAACUCCCUGUUGCUGACAGAUUACAGCACAAGCUAUGGAAAGCACGUGUAUCCGCCUAUGAAGAGUUGACAUCCUUGUUCCGCAAAACAGACAACGAUUCUGAUUUCUACACCUAUGAGCCGUACCUGAAAAAGAUUGCUACCGAUGCCAAUGCAGUUGCACAAGAAGCAGGCCUUAAUGUCAUAUAUGAAUUUGUAAAUAAUGCACCCAAUGCUGCUAGCUCUCGUGAGACUGUAGUUCCCGCCUUGGUAGAAAAAUGUCUUGGAGCAAUGAAAGCAGGCACCAAACAAAAAGCUACCGAAGUUAUCUUGCUGUAUGCUGAAAUCGAUGUUGCUGAUCCAGUCGUGGAACUCGUUUUACCCGGUCUAAGUGCCAAACAACCCAAACUUGUCACUCAAACGGUGGUGGUGCUUCGAGAAUUUGUAAAGCAAUUUGGUGUCCCGCGAGUGGUGAAUCCAAAGCCCAUCCUCAAAACGAUCCCAAAGUUGUUUGCUCAUACGGAUAAGAAUGUGCGAGCGGAGGCUUUUUCAAUGACGGUUGAAUUAUAUCGAUGGCUUGGUGCCGCUAUCAACAAUUCACUAUCAGAUCUGAAACCAGUACAAGUCAAAGACCUGGAAGCAGCAUUUGCAAAGUUACCACAAGAAAAGGCAAAGCCGGAACGCUUACUCCGAUCCGAACAAGCUGCUGCGGCCGAAGCUGCAGCUGCAGAAGCCGAGAUGGGUGAAGCUGAAGAUGGUGAUGGUGGUGAUGAUCAAGGCGAACCUAUGGAUGAAGACCCAGUGGAUCCUUAUGAUUUUGCCGACCCUGUCAAUAUCACUGCUAAACUUCCAGGCAACUUUUUCGAAUUAAUCGCAUCCAAAAAAUGGCAAGAACGACGAGAAGCACUUGAUGCAUUGAUGGCAGCUGCAAAGACACCUCGCAUUGCUGAUAACGACUAUACUGAAUUGAUGGCAGCACUCGCUAAACGCAUCAAUGAUACCAACAUUUUACUUGUGGGAACGGCAGCAAAUUGUGUUGAGGCGAUUGCAACGGGUUUACGACAAGACUUUGCAAAAUACAAGGGAGUGGUGGCCCUUCCUAUGACUGAGAAAUUGAAGGAACGCAAGCCGGCUAUUUUGGAACAUUUGAUGAAUGGUCUCAAUGCGGUUUUUGGCACCGUAUCAUUAAGUGAUAUUCUUGAGGAUGUAUCUACGGGUGUGAAACACAAGAAUCCUCAGGUCAGAGCCAAUUCAGUAAAGUUGCUUUCACGACGACUCAAGGAGACACGUGCUGCACCUGUCAAAGCGGAGUACAAGGCUUUUGCAGAGAUGAUGCUAAAGACAUUGGAUGAUGCGGAUGGAGGUGCUCGUGAAGCAAGCGCUGAAGGUCUUGGUACCUUGAUGAAAGUAGUGGGUGAAAAGGCACUUGCUCCAUGGACAGAAGGAUUGGAUGAUAUCAAGAUGGGCAAGAUCAAAGAGGCAUGUGAGAAGGCUGAAGUCAAAGCAAAGCCUAUUGUCGCAAAGAAACCACCACCAGCACCAGCAGCAAAGAAAGCACCAGCAAAGCCUGCCAUGAAGCCAAAGCCUGCAGCAGCAAAAAAGGCACCACCACCACCCAAAGCUGAACCUGAACCUAUGGCCAUUGAUGAUGAUUCAGCACCACCACCCACCAUGAGCCCACCAAAACGUAAGCCUCCAGCUCGUCUUGCAGGUUCAAGCGCAAAAAAGCCCACCUUGUCAUCCUCCAAACCCAAGGCAGCUACUGCAUCAUCAUCAUCAGCAGCAGCAGGUCCCAAAAAGGCUGCAAAGCUUCCACCUUCCAGUGGUCCUGAAGAAGUGCGCUACAAGUUCACUCAAGAAGAUGCUGAAGCACGUGCAACAGAAUUUAUCCCUGAACAAAUAUGGAAUGAUGUUGCUCAGAGUCAAUGGAAAGUUCGGUUAGCAGCCAUGGAGUCGCUUCAAACACACUUUUCCAGCAUGGAUCCAAUAGACACGGAGCCUGAGAUCGUCUUUCGUGCACUUUCUAAAAAGCCUGGAUGGAAGGAAAUGAAUUUUCAGGUGAUGGGCAAGCUUUUUGGCGUGUUACAACUCUUGGCAACCGAUUGUCCAAAGUUUAACAAGGCAUGUGUGGCCAUUGCAGUACAAGUUCUUGUGGAAAAGUUGGGUGACAUCAAACUCAAGAAACCUGCUGGUGAAUGUUUGAUUGUGUUUGCUGAAAAGACUUCGCUCCAAUUUGUGUUUUCCCAAUCCUAUCCCAUUUGGAAGAAAGCCAAAUCACCCAAGGUAUUGGCUGAUUCGCUUACGUGGAUUCAUUCGGCCAUUAUGGAUUUUGGUAUUGCUGGUUUACAAGUCCGUGAUCUCAUCGAGUUCAUCAAGUUUGCUCUAUCCAAUACCAAUGCAUCGGUGCGAACAAGUGCUGUCACUGUUUUGGGAGCUUUACGCAUGUUCAUUGGGCCUGAGGUCAAAUCCUUUGUUCAAGAUGUCACACCUGCUUUGCUAGCCAAUAUUGAAGCCGAAUUUGACAAGGUUGCACAAAUGGAUCCUCCACAGCCCACCAGGACAAGUGCUGAUACACAAGCAUCUGGCGGCGGUGGUUCUAGUCGUGGUGGUGGCGGUGGCGGUGGCGCCGCUGAUGCUGUUGAAUCCCUUUUUCCACGCGUUGAUAUCUCCUCUCAAUUAUCCAAAGCAUCAAGUGCAUGUAGCGAUGCCAAUUGGAAGGUGCGAAAAGAAGGUCUUGAAAAGGUUUUGAGUAUCAUUGCUGAAGCCAACAAGCGGAUAAAACCUAAUCUUGGCGAGUUCCCUGGUGUGUUGAAACAACGUCUUGCCGAUAGCAACAAGAACCUUCAAAUCAUGGCAUUGGAUAUUGCAGGUCAACUUGCUGGAGCAGCUGGCAAACCAUUUGAAAAGUACCUCAAGCCAUUGACGGGUCCUGUUACUACCUCACUUUCUGAUAACAAGGCCAAUGUACGAGCUGCUGGUAUUGCUACUUUGGAAGAGUUCCGGAAGGCAUGUGGUAUCGAUGGCAUGAUUGGUGCUUUUGCAACAAGUCUUUCGGGCGAUUCACCUUCAUUACGCAAGGAGCUUCUUGCUUGGCUCAGCACGACUCUCAAAGAAGAACAAUCCACACCCGAUCUUUCACCCAUGAUUUCACCCAUCCUUUCAUGCUUGCAAGACCGUAAUGCUGAUGUUCGAAAGUCCGCACAGGCUUGUCUUCCUAUGAUCAUUGCUAGUGCUGGAUACGAAGCUGUUGUCCAUAAAUCAGCUGAUCUCAAGAGUGCACAACGACAAGCUAUCAUGCCCAUGAUCGAAGCACAUCGAGGUGCUGCUGCUGCUGCUGCUCCUGCUGCUGCUGCUCCUACACUUGCUGCACAACCUAAACGUGCUACAGCAUCAGCAGCUUCUGAAGAACGUUCCAUUGGAAAAUCACGUCUUGCACCAAGAAAGAAACCAGGUUUACAGGCACCUCGCGCUUCAGGGAUCGCCAGCCCUGGAUCAGCAUCUGCUGCUGCUGCCGCUGCUGCUAGUACUGAACAAGCCCAGCCACCCGUCCUUAGUGAAGAUACACGUGCCAAGCAAAUUCGUGCCAAAAAAGAGAUACGAUGGCAAUUUGAUACACCACGACCUGAUCUUGUUGAUGGAUUACGAUCAUUAAGUGAACCCCAUUUCAGCGCCGAAGUUCGAAGUCUCUUAUUCAGCACCAGCCAAUAUGCUGAACGUGAUCGACUCAGUGGUUUGGCAUUGCUUGAUGAAUGCUUGGUGUCACCUGAAAUCUGCUCCAACAAGUACGAUAUCGACUUUUCCGAUAUGAAGCUGCGUUACAUUGCCAAUGCCGAUAUCAUUCUAAAGUACCUUACGAUCCGAUUCUUUGAUACCAACACCAGCAUGUUGAUCAAAUGUCUUGACGUGACCGAACAUUUGGUGGCUAUUAUGGAUGAAGAAGGAUACCAUCUUACCGAGUAUGAAGCCAUUUCCUUUUUACCAUUCUUAAUCAACAAGAUUGGUGAUCCAAAGGAAGUGAUGCGUGCAAGGAUUCGAAAUAUUCUCAAGGGCAUGUGCCGUGUUUAUCCUGCCACGAAGUUAUUCAACCAUAUUCUUGAUUCAGCAGCUAGCUCCAAGAAUGCAAAAGCUCGUGCAGAAUGCUUGGAAGAAAUUGGUGCUCUUAUCCAAAGGAAUGGUAUUUCGGUUAUGAUACCCAACAAGUCAUUACCACUUGUCGCCACACAUAUUGGAGAUCGUGAUGCCGGUGUCAGAAAUGCUGCUUUGAAUGCUAUUGCUCAAGCCUAUAUUCUUGUGGGUGAUACCGUAUACAAGUAUGUUGGACGUCUUGGAGAGAAAGAAAAGGGCAUGUUGGAAGAACGUUUAAAGCGUACAAAACCAUCUGCCAGCGUCAUUGCUGAACGUGAAGCAAAGGCUAAACAAGAAGCUGAGGAAAUGGAAGUGGACGAGUUCCCGACUGUCAGCCAAUUACCACGUUUACCACGUCCUUCGAAACAACGUAUACCAGCACCUCAACACACACCGCCACCGCCACCGCCACAGCAACGUAAUGUUGAACCUGAACCUAUGGAAGAUGUUACGGACGACUAUGGAAAUCGUGUCGACACUGCUGGUGGAAUGGCAGGCCUAAGUGAACCACGGACAUUGCCAGGACCAUCCUCCAUGCGACAGCCACGAACUGCCACCCAUCCCAGUUUACAACAAGCCAUUCAACAGGAGCGUGGAGAUUAUAUUGUGGAUUAUCUUAUUGCACAAAUCACCAAUGGCGACCCACAGCCUUCCAUUGAAGCAUUGAAGCAGCUGGAUAAGAUUCUCAACUCGAAGCCUGAGCUUAUUUUACCUGAUAUCGAGCCAUUGAUUAAUGCAAUCACUUUACAAGUCCGACUUGCUUAUUCAACUGUUGAUCCUCGGGUACCAGCAACAACACGUCUCUGCAAACAUCUUGUCAGCGCCUUGGUGCUUUUGUUUUCGAACCGAGACUUGGCAUGUGCCGUAUCUCAAGAUGCAUUACAUCAUUUACUGGAAGAGCUCGCUCAUCGACUUUUGGAUCAAAAAAUGUUGGCACUUGAAUCGGGACCGCAAUUAUCCAAAGCGCUUAAUGUGGCCAUGGUGAAGGUAUUAGAGAAUAGUCAACGCAAUGUGACAUUUAGUGCUCUUCUCUCCUUAUUGGGUACCAGCGCAGCUGUUCUUAGACCAGGCGAUGAUACGAAUGCCAAGGAGACAAGAUAUACGGAGUUGACCAUGAAAUGUUUGUGGAAAUUGGCCAAAACGGUUCAAGAGAAUCUACGCACAGGAGUCCUCAAUCCAGAUGAGCUUCUUUUCGAUAUCAACAAAUUCUUCAUCACGACACCACCCACCGAAUGGAAACGACGUGCAGCUGAAAGCGUACCUUUGGGAGAGAUGCCUUUAAGAACCGUAAAGACCCUUUUGCUGGAAUUGGUGAAUGGCUUGGGUGACUCGAUUUUCCAACAUUUGACCUUGAUUGAUAAUCCACAAGCAAGCAGCGUUUAUCCUUACUUGCAUCACAUGUUGGAAGCAUGUCGCAAACGUGAACGUAUGCAGCAAGUACGACAAAGUCCUUAUGCAACCAUGCCACAGACUGGAUCUGAAAACCCACGCUUUUCGGCCCAUUCACGCACCUCAUCUCUUAGUCGACCCUCCUCGAUCUCGUCACUGAAAUCCAAUGGCAUGGCACGUACUACUUCAAUAGGAUCCUAUCUUUCAGGGGAGCAACCCAUGGAUACAGGAGCUGCUUCUGGCGGGCAUCCUGCAGAUAUGACUAUACCAGUGGCAGCGCCCAUGCAUCAGCAAACCAAUCGUUUAUCAACACCAUCACCUGUAUCCCAUAACGUUCAGCCUAUGCAAGUGGAUGAUGAGCCCAUGCAGACCGAUCGAACUCUUUCUGACUAUGAAAUGAAUCAGCUAUUGACACAAAUCUUCCACAAGAUUGGCACUCGAGAUCAAACAAAGCAAGGCAUUAUCGAAUUAUACGAGUUCCAAAAGAAGUAUCCACUUGCUGAAGCCAAGGUCAACACGUAUCUUAGCCAAUCCGGCCAAUAUUUCCAAAGUUACAUUCGCCGUGGAUUGAGCAAUCUUGCUGCUGAAGAUACCGAUUUACGAUCACAACAAGCACAAUCUUCACCCGUUGCUAUGCACACUACUACAACUACCGCCAAUGCCAUGACUACGACUACCACUAGCAUGGCUUCAGUCCCUGUUUCCAAUCUCCCUGCAGCAACAGCAUCCAUGACUACGGCUCCUAUCGGGUCUACUACCGCUGCUGCAUCUUCAUCUUCAUCACCAUCAUCACCACCACCACAACCGCCAGCAGCUACCACAAUCAAUACUACUACUACCACUACUACUACCGAUUAUUCAAGCCAUCAUUCAUCACCUCGCAAUUCUUCACCACCCAUUUCUUCCCCUGUAUUACAGGAACAACAACAACGCCAAUCUACCGAUCUUAGUCGCACUUCAUCCAUGUCAGGGUAUCGUAGCAGUAUGCAUGCAGAUGAUUCUACCGAGAUCAAGCUUCGUUUGCAAAGGUUGAAACAAAAGUUUGGUGGCAAAACAUCGCAACAGCAGCAACAUUUUUAA
This is a messenger RNA of Lichtheimia ornata, 6603 nucleotides long. RefSeq lists its product as uncharacterized. NCBI's taxonomy places the organism in Eukaryota, Fungi, Mucoromycota, Mucoromycetes, Mucorales, Lichtheimiaceae. The coding region runs from base 1 to 6603 and encodes 2200 amino acids. Gene Ontology annotation, cellular component: kinetochore; spindle pole body; microtubule plus-end. Gene Ontology annotation, molecular function: microtubule plus-end binding; microtubule plus end polymerase activity. The record is from RefSeq and is a predicted model, not a curated record. Gene Ontology annotation, biological process: establishment or maintenance of microtubule cytoskeleton polarity; mitotic spindle organization; microtubule polymerization. The transcript is spliced from 17 exons.